AUGGCGCAAACCAACAAGCAGGGCAAGGAGAUGUCCUCCCGAUUGGCGACCAUGAAGUUCAUGCAACGCUCUACUGGCUCUCCUUCAAGCCCGCGCACUCCUGACCAGCCGUCUGGCAAAAGACAGCGGAUGUCCAAUGGCUCGUACAACUCCACUCCGGCGUCCACCGAUGCCCAGCGCGUAGAGGAGGCCAUAGCGACAGAGGAGCGCAAACGCGCAGAGAUAGCAGAGAGGGAGGCAGCGGGUCGCGGCGAGACGAAAUGGUAUUUGAGCUUCAAAGAGCCACCAGUAUCGCAGCAGUCUGAGUCUCCAUUACGGAUCGUGUCGGCGGGAUACUCUGCGCUAGAUGCAGCAGGAAGGGAGCGAUCAUCUGAAGAUGAGGGCGAGGAGGACAGCGUGAGGCGACAGAUGCAGGGCAGAAGGAGUUUUGGCAAGUUCAAUCGAAAGCUAGAGAAACAGCAAAAGUCUUACGACGCGGAGUCUUCUUCUUCAUCCGAAUCGGAAGACGAAGACGAGGAAGAAUCAGAUGAAGACGACCCAACCGGAUCCGCAGCCAUGAUCGCCCAGUCUCGCAGAGAGGCCGGCGACAAGGCACGCGCAGAGCGCAAAGCCAAACGGAAGGCUGAGCAAGAGGAGGCAGAGGUCAUGGCUGGAGAGCGCCGGAAGAAGCAGAUCAAGCUCAAUAGUAACCCUCAGAGUAUUUCGAGUGGUGGCGGGAAGCUUCGGGCUGGUGGAGGAAACACAGAUCAAGCGUGCUUCAAGUGUGGCCAGAAAGGCCACUUGAAGCGGGACUGUCCGCAGUGA
Saxophila tyrrhenica is the source of this 804-nucleotide messenger RNA. RefSeq lists its product as uncharacterized. The transcript is spliced from 2 exons. NCBI's taxonomy places the organism in Eukaryota, Fungi, Ascomycota, Dothideomycetes, Mycosphaerellales, Extremaceae. The record is from RefSeq and is a predicted model, not a curated record. Gene Ontology annotation, molecular function: nucleic acid binding; zinc ion binding. Bases 1 to 804 code for a protein of 267 amino acids.